UUUGCGUUGUGUUGUCUAGGUUAGGAUAGUGGGACACGUGUGAAAGGCUUCAGAGGGCUGUGUGUGGCUGUGACGAAGCGAUCCGUUGCGUUGAGCUGUGCAGGCUCCGAGGAGGCCGCCCCGGAGGGGUCCUCUUUAGCAGCUGGCUGUGAGCGGGAGGCCUGAGCGGAGAGCCCCGGCAGCGCGGCGGGGUCCCGGCCGCGGGGGGCACGGCGCUAUGGAGGAGCUGGACUGCGAGCCCGCAGUAACUUGGAUUCCAGGUGUGAAUUCCAAGAAGCAAAUGUGUUUUGACUGGGGCCCUGGGGAGAUGCUGCUGUGUGAAACUUCCUUCAACAGAACGGACAAAUCAGAGAAGGUGCCGAGCUGCCCCUUUAUCUACAUCAUACGGAAAGAUGUGGAUGUUUACUCUCAAAUUUUGAGAAAACUCUUCAAUGAAUCCCAUGGAAUCUUUGUUGGCCUGCAAAAAAUUGAGGAAGAACUGUCCGGGAAAUCCAGGAAAGCUCAAUUGGUUCGAGUGAGUAAAAAUUACCGGUCAGUCAUACGGGCCUGUAUGGAAGAGAUGCACCAGGUUGCAAUUGCUGCUAAAGAUCCAGCCAGUGGCCGGCAGUUCAGCAGCCAGGUCUCCAUUUUGUCAGCCAUGGAGCUCAUUUGGAACCUGUGUGAGAUUCUUUUUAUUGAAGUAGCACCAGCUGGCCCUCUCCUCCUCCAUCUUCUUGACUGGGUCCGACUACACGUGUGCGAGGUGGACACUUUGUCGGCAGAUGUCCUGGGCAGUGACAACCCAAGCAAGCAUGAGAGCUUCUGGAACCUGGUGACUGUUUUGGUGCUUCAGGGCCGGCUUGAUGAGGCACGACAAAUGCUAUCCAAAGAGGCUGAUGCCAACCCCUCUUCUGCAGGCAUGUGCCGCGUCCUUGGGGAUCUGAUGAGGACAAUGCCCAUUCUCAGCCCUGGCAACACUCAGACACUGACAGAGUUGGAGCUCAAGUGGCAACACUGGCGUGAGGAGUGUGAACGACACUUGCAAGACAACACAUUUGCAGCCAACCCCCGUCUGGAGUCUCUCUGCAAGAUCCUGCUAGGGGAUGAGGCCGCCUUGUUGGAGCAGAAGGACCUUCUGAGCAACUGGUACCACUUCCUAGUGACCAGGCUGCUGUACUCUAACCCCACAGUGAAACCUAUUGACCUGCACUUCUAUGCCCAGUCCAGCCUAGACAUGUUUCUUGGAGGUGAGAGCAGUCCAGAACCACUAGACAACAUCUUGAUGGCGGCCUUUGAAUUCGACAUUCACCAAGUGAUCAAAGAGUGCAGCAUUGCCCUGAGCAACUGGUGGUUCGUAGCUCACCUCACAGACCUUUUGGAUCACUGCAGACUCCUCCAGUCACACAAUCUCUAUUUUGGCUCUAACAUGAGAGAGUUCCUGCUGCUGGAGUACGCCUCGGGACUGUUUGCCCAUCACAGCCUGUGGCAGCUGGGGGUGGACUACUUUGACUACUGCCCGGAACUAGGCCGAGUUUCCUUGGAGCUGCACAUUGAGCGGAUUCCUCUCAACACAGAGCAGAAAGCCUUGAAGGUGCUGAGGAUUUGUGAGCAGCGGCAGAUGACUGAACAAGUUGGAAGCAUCUGUAAGAUUUUGGCCAUGAAGGCUGUUCGCAAUAACCGCUUGGGCUCGGCCCUCUCUUGGAGCAUCCGUGCUAAAGACGCCGCCUUUGCCACACUCGUGUCCGACAGAUUCCUCCGGGAUUACUGUGAGAGAGGCUGCUUUUCUGACUUGGAUCUCAUUGACAAUUUGGGGCCAGCCAUGAUGCUUAGUGAUCGACUGACAUUUCUGGGAAAGUACCGGGAGUUCCACAGACUGUACGGGGAGAAGCGCUUUGGUGACGCUGCUUCUCUUCUGCUGUCCCUCAUGACCUCUCAGAUUGCACCUCGUUCUUUCUGGAUGACUCUGCUCACAGAUGCCCUUCCUCUUUUGGAACAGAAGCAGGUGAUUUUUUCAGCAGAGCAGACAUAUGAGCUGAUGCGAUGCCUGGAAGACUUGGCCUCAGGGAGGCCAGAGUGUGGUGAACCUGACGCCCAGCGACUACAGGAUGACGACAUAGAGACCACCAAGGUGGAGAUGCUGAGACUGGCUCUUGCCCGGAAUCUCGCUCGGGCAAUUAUAAGGGAAGGCUCACUGGAGGGCAGCUGAGGAAAGUUGCAAUAGAGUAACUUUGUAUGGCAAUGUAAAUAGAUUUUAAAGAAUAAAUUGUUUUGCAAAUAUAAGACCA
This is a messenger RNA of Mastomys coucha (southern multimammate mouse), 2264 nucleotides long. It is a transcript of the gene Nup85, whose product is annotated as nucleoporin 85. NCBI's taxonomy places the organism in Eukaryota, Metazoa, Chordata, Mammalia, Rodentia, Muridae. Gene Ontology annotation, biological process: protein import into nucleus; positive regulation of DNA-templated transcription; mRNA export from nucleus. The transcript is spliced from 19 exons. The record is from RefSeq and is a predicted model, not a curated record. Bases 218 to 2185 code for a protein of 655 amino acids. Gene Ontology annotation, molecular function: structural constituent of nuclear pore. Gene Ontology annotation, cellular component: nuclear pore outer ring.